Molecule: messenger RNA, 139 nt
Organism: Acaulospora colombiana
Lineage: Eukaryota; Fungi; Glomeromycota; Glomeromycetes; Diversisporales; Acaulosporaceae
Source: the annotation of a GenBank genome assembly
GAGGAAGGUAGUAGGAUUUACAAAGUAGAACCUUUUUGGAGAAAGCUUUCGAAUGAGAGCUUUCGCAUAGAAGGAAGAUUAAAACUUUACGGGGAAAGUAAUAAGACCAUAGCCAAAACCAUAAAAAGAAGCUAUCCAU